CGUAGCCCGGACCAGCCGCUCCUUCCUUAUGCUGAAAAUGUCUUCGCUACGAUGGUCACCAGCCACUACAAAUGACCAACGACGGAGACCAGGAGGAGAAGUGUGCUCCAGUCAAAGACUAAAUGGAGAACUUGGCUCCAGUCAAGCAUAUGAAGGAGCAUCAUGUUGCAGUCAUAGAACAGGAGAUUUGUGCUCCUUGUACAGACCAGCAGAUAAAUUGUCCAGUCUCAGCCAAAGAAGAACAAUGCGCUCCAGUCAAACACACGAGGGAGAAAUGUCUUCUAGUCAGAAUUUCGAAGCACUUCCUGCAAGUCGGAAGCUAAAAGGCCUGUACUCCACUCGGAGGAUAGGUAAAGGAUGGUUCACCUUAACAAUAGCUUUGAUUGCGCUGGCGUUGAUAUUUAGCCUUUUGAUUCCUGGUGCUGCGGCAGUGUCAAAGAAAGUUUCAAUAUGCAUAAAGAACUGCCAGUACUGCAAGGAGAUGUACCACGAUCACUUCGAUGGCGGCAUGUGUGCAGACUUCUGUGUCAGAGGUAGAGGACGGCAUAUCGUUGACUGUGGAGUGGAGAACUCUAUAGUGCCCUUCUUUCUACAGCGACUUGAGUGAACUUCUCGGAGGUGUAAAACAGC
Molecule: messenger RNA, 630 nt
Organism: Hyalella azteca
Lineage: Eukaryota; Metazoa; Arthropoda; Malacostraca; Amphipoda; Hyalellidae
Exons: 2
Coding region: 29-607 (192 amino acids)
Biological process (GO): ecdysis, chitin-based cuticle; neuropeptide signaling pathway
Molecular function (GO): ecdysis-triggering hormone activity
Source: RefSeq, a predicted model, not a curated record